Messenger RNA from Echinops telfairi (small Madagascar hedgehog), 1992 nucleotides. RefSeq names its product arachidonate 12-lipoxygenase, 12S type (gene ALOX12). Gene Ontology annotation, cellular component: sarcolemma; cytosol. NCBI's taxonomy places the organism in Eukaryota, Metazoa, Chordata, Mammalia, Afrosoricida, Tenrecidae. Bases 1 to 1992 code for a protein of 663 amino acids. Gene Ontology annotation, molecular function: protein binding; arachidonate 12(S)-lipoxygenase activity; linoleate 13S-lipoxygenase activity. The record is from RefSeq and is a predicted model, not a curated record. Gene Ontology annotation, biological process: lipid oxidation; linoleic acid metabolic process. The transcript has 14 exons.
AUGGGCCGCUACCGCAUCCGUGUGGCCACUGGGGCCUGGCUCUUCUCGGGGACGCACAACCGCGUGCAGCUGUGGCUGGUCGGGGCGCGCGGGGCGGCGGAGCUGGAGCUGCAGCUGCGGGCGGCGCGGGGCGAGGAGGAAGAGUUUGAGCACGACGUCUCGGAGGACGUGGGGCCGCUGCAGUUCGUGCAGUUGCGCAAACACCACUCUUUGGUGGACGACGCGUGGUUCUGCGACCGCAUCGUGGUGCAGGGCCCGGAGGCCAGCGCGGAGGCGACCUUCCCGUGCUACCAAUGGGUGCAGGGCGAGGGCAUCCUGAGCCUGCCAGAGGGCACCGCCUGCCUGGCAGGAAACAAUGCCUUGGACGUGUUCCAGAGGCAUCGGGAGAAGGAGCUAGAAGACAGACAGCAGACCUACCGCUGGGCCUCCUGGAGGGACAGAUUGCCCCUGACCAUAGCUGCAAGCACUACGGAUGAUCUACCUCUAAAUGUGAGAUUCCACGAGAAGAAGCGGCUGGACUUUGAAUGGACCCUGAAGGCAGGGGCUCUCGAGACCAUCCUCAAACGGGUUUAUACCCUCCUGAGCUCCUGGGACCACUUGGAGGAUUUCAAUCAGAUCUUCUGGGGCCAGAAGAGUGUGCUGGCUGAAAAGGUUCACCAGUGCUGGCAGGAUGAUGAGAUCUUUGGCUAUCAGUUCCUCAAUGGUGUUAACCCCAUGGUGUUGAGACGCUCCGCAUCUCUGCCCUCCCGGCUAGUGCUGCCUUCGGGAACAGAGGCGCUCCGGGCCCAGCUGGAGCAAGAGCUCCAGAACAAUUCCUUGUUUGAGGCUGACUACAUUCUGCUGGAUGGGAUUCCACCCAACGUGAUCCGAGGACAGAAGCAGUACCUCGCUGCUCCCCUUGUCUUGCUGAAGAUGGACCCCCGUGGGAAGCUGCUACCGCUGGUCAUCCAGCUCCAGCCUCCCAACUCCAGCUCCCCCACCCCAACCCUCUUCCAGCCCUCUGACCCUCCACUGGCUUGGCUCUUGGCAAAGUGCUGGGUCCGCAACGCAGACUUCCAAGUGCACGAGCUCCAGUAUCAUUUGCUGAAUACGCAUCUAGUGGCCGAGGUCAUCGCUGUCGCCACCAUGAGGUGCCUCCCAGGACUGCACCCUCUCUUCAAGCUCCUGAUGCCCCACAUCCGCUACACCAUGGAAAUCAACACCCGUGCUCGGGCCCAACUCAUCUCCGAUGGAGGCGUAUUUGAUAAGGCCAUGAACACAGGCGGCGGUGGCCACGUGGUCUUGCUGCAGCGGGCAUUGGCGCAGCUGACCUACUGCUCCCUCUGUGUUCCCGACGACCUGGCUGAGCGGGGCCUGCUGGGACUCCGCGGGGCUGUCUAUGCCCACGAUGCUCUGCAGCUCUGGGGGAUGAUUGCCCGGUACGUGGAAGGGAUCAUCCACAUCUUCUAUCAAAAGGAUGAUGUCGUGAGACAAGACCCUGAGCUGCAGGCCUGGUGUCGGGAGAUCACGGAGGUGGGGCUAUGCCAGGCCCAGAACCGAGGCUUCCCUGUUUCCUUCCAGACCCGGGAUCAGCUCUGCCACUUCCUUACCAUGUGUAUUUUCACAAGUACCGCCCAGCACGCUGCCAUCAACCAGGGCCAGGUGGACUGGUAUGCCUGGGUCCCUAAUGCCCCAUGCACCAUGCGGAUGCCCCCACCCACCACCAAGGAAGAUAUCACAAUGGCCACCGUGAUGGGGUCAUUACCUGAUGUACAGCAGGCCUGUCUUCAAAUGACCAUCACAUGGCAUCUGGGUCGACAGCAACCAGAUAUGGUGCCUCUGGGACAUCACAAAGAGAAGUAUUUCUCAAGCCCGGAAGUGGAGGCUGUGCUGAUGCGAUUCCAAACAGCCCUGAAAACCCUGGAAAAGGAGAUGACAGCUCGGAAUGAGCAGGUUGACCUGCCUUAUGAAUACCUGAAGCCUGGACGCAUCGAGAAUAGCAUCACCAUCUGA